UUUUCGAACGCCCUAGUCGCCAUUCAGCAUGCAUUCACGAUACCCACAUAUGUACAUCCGAGAGCAGCGGUCUUCUUUCUCUCUGUUCAGGUCGCGGGCCGCAGUCGAGUGUGAGUCGAGCACUGCACGUCUUUGAAACCAGACGGUAGAGACUCCGAAGUUAGUCCGGCGGUCUGUUAGUCGAAGGCGACAGUUUGUCGGCGCCGGUUUACCGACUUCCGAGCUGAAACCGUAACAGAUAACAAAUUAUUACAAUUCAGCGUCGAUUUCGAAGCGUUUCGUCCUCAACGUAACAGCCCGUAUUCCACGCAGUGUGUGUCUCGCCAUUCCUCAAUCGUUAUCGAUAAUCAACAGGUUGAAAAAACUUCCCAUUACUUCACAAGAUUAGGAAACUCUUGAGGUGAGGAAAAAUGGCAGGCACUGUUGAAUUCUAAGAUGACCACAACUUCAACGUGCUGUAAUGUGUUACGUGAUAGUAACUGGUCGCAGUCUCCUUUGGACAUUGAUGUCUUUGGGGGCUGCGCUGGCCAUUUUAUCAGCUCUAGUAACCCCGAGAUGGUUGGUGGGGCCGCAAAUAACAAAAAUGACAGAGAACGGAACCGAGCGUUAUACACCCACUGUGGGGGUCUUCAACCGAUGUACCAGACUCUAUGGAAAGUCACACUGCGGUAAUUUCAACGCUGAUGGUCUGGCGACACCCUCAUCAGUCUUUCCGAAUUGUUGGAAGGCGACCUUGUUCUUCCUAGCCCUCGGAAUGGCUGUGAUGACUGUCACUGUGAUAGCUGCACUGCUGGGCUGCUGUGUUCAAAGUAUUGGGAAGAAAAGUAUCUUUGACUUGGCAGGAGUUGCUCAGUCCAUCGCAGGCAUCACGUAUCUCCUUGGUAUGACUUUGUAUGCCGGUGGUUGGGGCUCGGAGAGAGUUCAAAGACUUUGCGGUGAAGAAGCUGCUCCUUUCUAUCUAGGAGACUGCACCCUUGGCUGGGCAUUCUACUCUGCUGUGUUAGGCGUGCUCCUGACUUUUGUGUCAGCCGUUCUCAGCGGGCAAGCUGAAAAAUCGACGGCCAGCGACAAGGUGCAGGAUGAGAUGAAUGAGGGCAAAACUCUAAUUUGCCUAGCUUAGAGAGAUGGAGAACUAAAUUCGAAGACUGAUCAGAAUUCGAAGUUUGAAUUUGAUCGGAAUUUCAUGUGUUUCUUGUUUAUGAGUGAACGCUACUAUACAUAUAAUUUAUGCUAAUUAGUGUUUGUUUCUACAGAGUUUGCUUAGAGGCAAGAUGGUGGCUGAAUACGAGAAUCUGUUAUUUUUAUUACGAUUCAUUCGUAGAUAAAUUCAUAUUCAUGAAUCAUUGUUUGUUACAUCUCAUAUUCAAUUUAAAAAUUGAACCAUUAUUGCAUACAUAUACUUAAACUAGGUAUGUCUAGAUGAUAGAAUCUUUGACAAUUCUAGCAACAAUUCAAGUUGAAGUGACAAAACACUGCAGCCUCAAAAACUUAGAUUGUGAUGUAUGUCAGAGUAAUUUUGGAGCACACAAAAUUUGAGCUAUUACCAAAAAUUAUAUUUAAAAAUCAGUUGAUACUCCGGUUUGUACUACAUGUUCUUCGUACCUAUGUACCAUCUAGGAUUUAAUACAAGAAUUAAAAAAAAAAAAUUUAUAGAUGAGUACGUGAGAAAAAUAUUUGACAAUCUCAAACCGCACCGAAAAUAUUCAAUUUUGGACAUACUGUAGACGAAGACAAUUAUGUACUAUAGCAACGACGCAUGAGCUGUUUUUAUACUGCUCUGAAAAUCAAACUCGAAGAACAUUGAUGAACGUACUUGACCAUGAGAAAGGUCAUAAAUGAAAAAUAUGCUUCAAAUUUGAUAGUGAAAUGUUAAGUUUUACUGCCUAGUUUAAAAAUUUCUGCACAUCGUAUAUGCCUAAUUUUAUUCGUAACAUUCCGUAUACUAGUGCACGAAGUGUAUUAUAAUGAGAUGGAUAUAAUAUAACUUUUACAAAUGAUGGGGCGUUUAUUCGUUAAGUGCGCUUUUCAUUUCAAGUUUCAAUAUAUACGUCACCUCAUACCGACAAUUCGAAUUACCCCAGGUGCCAUUUACUCCAAGUUGAUUUCAUAUGUCAGAAGUUAGUGAAAAGUAGUUAUCACAUGCCCCGAUUUCAUAAUUAAUUUAAUAAACAGUGUUCAGGUUCAACCAUGAUAUAAAAUAGAUUGUGCACUGAGUUGAUAUAUAUUGUAAUCGUUACAUGAAAACUAUUUAUAUGAGUGAGAGCUAAUAUUGUAUAAAGAAAAAUACUCAAUAAAUAAAAUUUGUGCUAA
Messenger RNA from Athalia rosae (coleseed sawfly), 2310 nucleotides. Its product is annotated as LHFPL tetraspan subfamily member 2 protein. Bases 461 to 1120 code for a protein of 219 amino acids. The transcript has 5 exons. Gene Ontology annotation, cellular component: membrane. The record is from RefSeq and is a predicted model, not a curated record. Lineage: Eukaryota; Metazoa; Arthropoda; Insecta; Hymenoptera; Athaliidae.